Syngnathoides biaculeatus (alligator pipefish) is the source of this 1768-nucleotide messenger RNA. RefSeq names its product ethanolamine-phosphate phospho-lyase (gene etnppl). The transcript has 9 exons. Gene Ontology annotation, molecular function: pyridoxal phosphate binding; ethanolamine-phosphate phospho-lyase activity; transaminase activity. The record is from RefSeq and is a predicted model, not a curated record. Gene Ontology annotation, cellular component: mitochondrion. Bases 219 to 1577 code for a protein of 452 amino acids. Lineage: Eukaryota; Metazoa; Chordata; Actinopteri; Syngnathiformes; Syngnathidae.
CUCACGCAGCGAAAGGCCGAGGAUAAACCUGGAACGACAGCCAGUGGAUGGGUCGUGACUUCACGCUGGCACGGCUUCUUUAGAGCGCUUCGUUGUUGCCAAAGCAUCUUUGGUUGCCGUAGCAAUAUUUAAUUGACAGCUGUCCGCCGGGUGGGGCGUGUUUUGCUUGUUUAGAAGGUACGUUUUCUUUUCCACUUGACUUUUUCUUUUGAGGUCAAAUGCAUAGCGGACGCGUUAAAAGUGUACCCGGGUUGCACUCGCGCCCCACCGAGCCCGUCUCACCCGUUUUUUUUUUUUUCCGUUUUGUUUGUUCCCCGCCACCACCGCCCCAACCCCUGCCAGUGGGUCACUGCCACCCGGACGUGGUUUCGGCGGGCGCGCGUCAGAUGCAGACGCUGAACACCAACUCUCGUUUCCUGCACGACAACCUGGUGCUGUACGCCCAGCGGCUGCAGGCCACCCUGCCCGCCGACCUCUCCGUCUUCUACUUCGUCAACUCUGGAUCGGAGGCCAACGACCUGGCGCUCCGCCUCGCCCGGCAGUACUCGGGCAGCCAGCAUGUAGUCACCCUGGACAACGCCUAUCACGGCCACGUGACAUCGCUCAUCGAAAUCAGCCCCUACAAGUGGCGUGACGCGCCGAACGCGCAGCUGAGUCCAUUUGUCCACGUGGCCCCGAGCCCGGACGUGUACAGGGGGCGGUACAGACGCGACCACCCGGAUCCCGGAAAAGCCUACGCCGACCAAGUCCGAGACAUCAUAGAGCAAGUGCAAACGCAAGGAGGCAAGAUUGCCGCUUUUAUUGCGGAGUCGUUGCAGAGUUGCGGCGGGCAGGUGAUCCCCCCCGCUGGCUACUUUCAGCAAGUGGCCGAGCACGUCCACAAUGCAGGGGGACUCUUCAUCGCCGACGAAGUGCAGGUGGGCUUCGGCCGGGUGGGGACCCACUUCUGGGGCUUCCAGCUUCAGGGCGACGACUUUGUCCCCGACAUCGUCACCAUGGGCAAAUCCAUGGGCAACGGGCACCCCGUGUCGUGCGUGGUCACCAAAAGGGAGGUGGCCGAGGCCUUCGCGACUUCCGGGAUGGAGUAUUUCAACACGUUCGGAGGCAACACCGUGUCGUGCGCCAUCGGCCUGGCCGUCCUGGACGUGAUCGCCAAGGAAGAUCUGCAGGGUCGGGCUCUGCGAGUCGGGGAGUACCUCGUGUCCCUGCUGGAGAAGCAAAAGUCGAAGCACCCUCUGAUCGGCGACAUCAGGGGUCGCGGCAUGUUUGUGGGCGUGGAACUGGUGAGGGACCCGUCCAAGCUGACGCCCGCUACGGCGGAGGCCCAAGAAGUCAUCUAUCGGUUGAAGGAGGAGCGCGUCCUGCUGAGCGCCGACGGGCCGCACCGCAACGUGCUCAAGUUCAAGCCCCCGCUGUCCUUCGGCGCCGACGACGCCGACUUCGUGGUGGACAAAAUCGACGCCGUACUCACCGGUGCGACACGGGAAGUCCCUCGCGUCACCUCACCGGCGCGAGCCGACUCACAAAUUGGGACUUGUGGUUGUCUUGAACAGAGAUCGAAGCCGCCACGGGUUUGAACGUGCGCAACGGAGAGAAAGAUGUCAACUGAGGAAAGGUAAAGGCAGCUCGAUGGAAUAUCAUUUCAAAUUUUUCUUGCCACCUUUUGAUGGGUAACAGCUGAUUAAGUAUUUCAAAUACACGAUUAAAUUCUCAUCUUUACCAUCACCGAGCCAAAGAUGUUGACAAUUACCCGGAUUAACAACCUUUG